AUGCCAGUGAAAUGUUGUUUCCACAGGUCAAGAGCUGGUGAAGCUAUGGCCUGCUCCGAGUCUGUGGACAAGCUGCUAGCUAACAAAGACGGUUUGGCUGCUUUUAGGACAUUUCUGAAGUCAGAGUUUAGUGAGGAGAAUGUGGAGUUCUGGUUGGCCUGUGAAGACUUCAAGAGAACCAGGUCCUCUACCAAGAUGGCUGCAAAAGCCCAGAAGAUUUAUUCUGAAUUUAUACAAGCUGAUGCUCCAAAGGAGAUUAACAUUGACUUCCACACCAAAAACGACAUCUCUCAGAAUAUAUCUGAGCCCACUCUCAGCUGCUUCGAUGAUGCUCAGAGGCUGAUCUACAGCCUCAUGGCAAAGGACUCUUUCCCCAGGUUUCUGAGGUCGGAGGAGUACAAAGACCUGGUAAAGAAGCAAAAGAGCAGGAACCAGAGGAGGUGGCUCCCCUUCUUGUAA
Messenger RNA from Dryobates pubescens (Downy woodpecker), 459 nucleotides. RefSeq names its product regulator of G protein signaling 21 (gene RGS21). NCBI's taxonomy places the organism in Eukaryota, Metazoa, Chordata, Aves, Piciformes, Picidae. The record is from RefSeq and is a predicted model, not a curated record. The coding region runs from base 1 to 459 and encodes 152 amino acids. The transcript has 4 exons.